CCCGCCCGAGGUGAGCACAUGCUUGUACAUCCCGAUCAGCUUGGAGUUCGUUCCGAUUGGUUGGUAGGCGCGGCGCUGGUUCGUAGGUCUCGGAUCCAGCCAGCGUGGUCUCCCUCCGCCGCCGGAGUUGCUCGUUCCGAUUGUGCUGGUAGCAGCAACUCUUCUGCUGCAGUCUUCUUCGCCGCCAAAAGGAAAAGAUGCUCUACAAAAUCCACUCCCAUGCCCAAAUCCAAGCCCUGCAGGCCCGCUCCGAUGAGCUGGGCCACUCCAAUGACAUGCAGGUGAAUCUUGUCUCUCUGGAGUCGGUGCGCAUAGCGCGCGAGUCGUAUGCACUCCUCUGCCCGCUGAUCAUGGAGUCGAGGUCCUGGGCAUGCCCGGAGCUGGAUUCCCUCUCGGUCGUGGCAGGCUUGUCGCUGGAAAUCCAAAAGCUCGAGGAUGAUGUGUUACCCCAGCUCAUGGUUCAGGAGGCCAAGCUGGAACGGGGCGCCCUGGAAGCCCUCCUACUCAUGAAGAACUCAGCAAUUAAGCUCUUACAUCUGAGUAAGUGCUUUAAGGAAGCCUUGGGCUUAGUGCUUGACGAGGAGGAUCUGGUCUCAGCCCGAGUCGAAGAGCUGAGCAUAGUGCUAAAGGAUAUUGCUGUUCAUGUACUCGAAUAUAAUUGCAACAUUGCCUGGAUUCAGGUGCGUCUCCCGUGGCUGGUCCAGCGGGUCACCGAUGUGUUGGAGACCCCGGUUCGUUUCCGUGAUUCUAAUGAGUACUGAUGAGUAGACUUAUCAGCCAGCUCGAGGCUGUUGUGAUGAGUAUUUCUUAGGGGCGUGGCAAACAGUUUAGAAUCAAAUGCUGCGAUGUAUUUCUUGGACCCUCCUUUAUGUUUGGAUGUGUUAUUAAUGGAUUUUAAAUUAUAUGUAUCUUGGGUAGUGUUUUCUCA
Aegilops tauschii subsp. strangulata is the source of this 928-nucleotide messenger RNA. Lineage: Eukaryota; Viridiplantae; Streptophyta; Magnoliopsida; Poales; Poaceae. The record is from RefSeq and is a predicted model, not a curated record.